AUGGCGCAGCCGGCUGUAACGGCACCUAUUCUUCCGCCUAUCAAGGCUGAACACGAUCCCAAUCCACCAUCUCCGCAACCAGAAACUGCCACCCCUAUCAACCAAGAGCCACAACCCACCACCAUCACUUCCCUCCCAUCUCGACCAUCACAAACCCCAUCAUCUCCUCCGUUAGUCCCAUCUUUUCACAAUUCAAUCACCUACCUCCGCGACCUGUCCGCCGCCCUUGAAGCCUUCAACAGUUGCUAUUACGACCUCCAAGCUCACCUCGAUUCCAUUAAUUCCGCUCUUGAUUCCCAAUUAUCCCUCCAAAAAUCUAAUCUUUCCUCCCCACCCCGUGAAAUUUUACCCAUUAUUCCUCUCCCUCCGUCCACCUCCACCCGACUGCCAUCAAACCCUUCUCCGGUAAAAGAAAAAGGAAAAGGAAAAGGGAAAUCAUGUCAAUCAGAGCUGGAAAGCCUUUGUACAUUAAUGUCUAGCAGAGGGCUUCGGAAAUACAUGGUAACUAAUAUUGCAGAACCAGAUAAACUCCGAGAAGAAGUUCCAAAAGCAUUGGAACUCUCGCCUAAUCCGGCAAAAUUGAUGGAAAAUGAGGGUGGCGAUGAUAGAGUCAUUAAGAUUGAGAAGGUGACAAAAUUGUCCCUGUCCUUUGCCACUUGUCCUGCUAAUUUAGAAAUUAAGAGUCAUUAUCAACGAAAUGGCCAUGAAUUUACUGAUUAA
Molecule: messenger RNA, 720 nt
Organism: Coffea arabica (coffee)
Lineage: Eukaryota; Viridiplantae; Streptophyta; Magnoliopsida; Gentianales; Rubiaceae
Source: RefSeq, a predicted model, not a curated record